Messenger RNA from Haemonchus placei, 387 nucleotides. Lineage: Eukaryota; Metazoa; Nematoda; Chromadorea; Rhabditida; Trichostrongylidae. The record is from the annotation of a GenBank genome assembly.
AUGAACCCUGUCGACAGUGUCGUCGUCCUUCUGCUUACUAUUCUAGCUAUUACUGCUAUACCAGUCGAAAAACGACAAGCUGGUGAUAAUUCAUAUGGUGACGAACCUAAUCUACCUAUUUCACAAUCACCGUAUAUUGGUGUCGAGGCUACCACUAUCAUCACUGUACCAGAGGAAGAAGCACAACCCGUGGUGAACCCGCUUCCUUCCGGUCCAUCUCCUGUCGUCGAUUCAGGCUACAGAGCAAAGCGGCAAGCUGGUGACAAUGCAUACGGUGACGAACCAGUAGUACCAUCUCAAGGGCCAUAUGCUGAAAGUGAUAUGACCACGGUGGCCUUGAUUCCUGAAGAAGAGGCUCCUGCGGUUUCUAUGCCUGCACCUGAAGGA